This is a messenger RNA of Anguilla rostrata (American eel), 3363 nucleotides long. RefSeq names its product bmi1 polycomb ring finger oncogene 1a (gene bmi1a). NCBI's taxonomy places the organism in Eukaryota, Metazoa, Chordata, Actinopteri, Anguilliformes, Anguillidae. Gene Ontology annotation, cellular component: PRC1 complex. The record is from RefSeq and is a predicted model, not a curated record. Gene Ontology annotation, molecular function: promoter-specific chromatin binding. The transcript is spliced from 11 exons. Gene Ontology annotation, biological process: negative regulation of transcription by RNA polymerase II. Bases 1126 to 2253 code for a protein of 375 amino acids.
GGAGGUCACUGCACGACCAUAAUGGAGGAAUUGGAUUUUUUGCUGAAAGGUCUCCAAAAUUAGACAAACCUGGUAAACAUGACGUGACAGUGGUCACAAUUACGAGGUAGCAUGCCAUCUGCAGUUUUUAUUCGCCUAUACCAUUCCGACGACACCUUAGAACCAAAACUUAUCAACAAAGGUUUGCUGAAGCAGAGCCCUAUAAUAAACAGCCUUCAGACUGGGAAAAAGGAUGCUGAACAUCUUCAAGUUGGUAAAUGUAUCUUUUUUUCUGUGGUAAGCAAAAUAUGGCCUGUAUAUGAAUACAUUCCUUGAAUAGAUUAAACUUGACACAGAGAGUAUGGAUGUAGUCUACGUGCAUUUUACAAUGAAUACCAGGUGUGACUACCAUUUUUAAAUAAGACACUGGCCUAUAAUUCUCAUGAAUACUGCAAAAGUUGCCUUUAUUGUAAUAUACAUAUCACACUACUGACAUGCAACUUUGUCUUCCAGAAUGCCUGAAGUGAUUUUAAAAAUUCAAGGUAGAGGUAAGUAAAUUUUAGACUAAGUGGACCAUUUGUUCAAAAGCUAUUUUUAAACUAAAUAUUCAAAAAGCAUAUAUAUAUAUAAGUUUUCUCCAAAGAUGUACAGCCUUUUGUCAAAUUGUGUCAAAAUAGUGUGUGAUGAACUUAAAUUGUGUACAUACUGCUGCAUCACCACUGUCCCUUCGCAUACAAUAUGCAGUUUUAAUACAACAGUUAAAAACAUUAAAUGGCUUAUUACAUCUUUUAAUAUUACAAUAAUUAAAUUUCCCCUAUCUAUAUGGAGAUUUAAAAGCAUAUAUUAAAUUUGUUUUCUCAGUCUUUAUUUUUCCUUUUUUUUUUUUUUUUUUUGAAUGAUUCUGCAAUUGAUAGCUUGUGUUAACUGCAUCUUAAGUACCAUAUCCUUGUGUAUCCUUGUACUGUACAUAUGACAGCUCAGGGAGGCUGGAGUGUUGGCUAAAUUUGUUCUGAUUUGCAAACAAUUUUUUUUUUUUUAAUUCAUAAGUGUUACUCUUAAAUACCACUGGUUUCUUGUAUCAGAAACAUUAUAUAAUGUACAUGAGGAUAAUGAGCCAUCCUACUUAAUUAUUUACAACGCUGAGAUAUGAAAGUGUUAUACGUAUAUUUUAAAUUUUCUGUGCUUAUAAGUGAAUUAAUAAUAUUACUUUUACAGACUGGUGACAUAACUUCUGAGGAAAUUCAUUUUGAUUGCACUAUAGUACUACUCCAGGUCUUGCCUUCCAUGACGAUGCAUCGAACAACAAGAAUUAAGAUUACUGAAUUAAAUCCACAUUUGAUGUGUGUUUUGUGUGGUGGAUAUUUCAUAGACGCAACUACCAUCAUAGAAUGUUUGCACUCAUUCUGUAAAAUGUGCAUUGUUCGCUAUCUGGAGACCAGCAAGUACUGUCCAAUUUGUGAUGUCCAGGUUCACAAAACAAAGCCUCUUCUAAACAUUCGUUCUGACAACACUCUUCAAGACAUUGUGUACAAGUUGGUUCCUGGUCUCUUCAAAAAUGAAAUGAAGCGAAGGAGGGAUUUUUACGCAGAGCAUCCAUCAGUAGAUGCUGCGAAUGGAUCAAAUGAGGACCGUGGAGAGGUGGCCGAUGAGGACAAGAGAAUAAUCACAGAUGAUGAGAUAAUCAGUCUUUCCAUUGAAUUCUUCGACCAGAACAAGAUGGAAAAACAAGGCAGCAUGGAUGAAAAGAAAGCAAAAGAAGAGGUAAAUAACAAACGGUAUCUGCAGUGCCCUGCUGCCAUGACUGUGAUGCAUUUGAGGAAAUUCCUAAGAAGUAAGAUGGAUGUUCCUUCCACCUUCCAGAUUGAAGUAAUGUACGAAGAUGAACCGUUGAAAGAUUACUAUACAUUAAUGGACAUUGCCUACAUCUAUACCUGGAGAAGGAAUGGACCACUACCUUUGAAGUACAGAGUUCGUCCCAACUGCAAAAAGAUGAAGAUCAGCCACUCGCCAGAGGGACUGAACAGCGCCGGCCGCUCUGGGGUGGAGAGCGACUCCGCCAGCGAUAAAGCCAGCAGCCCCGCUGGCGUGCCUUCCACUUCCUCAUCGCUGCCCAGCCCCGGCACCCCGGUUCAGUCGCCGCACCCGCACUUCCCCCACAUCUCCAGCACGGUCAACGGGAACAGCACGGCGCCCUGCCCUCCAAUCCGACAGACCACCUUCUGCAACAAAGUGCGCAAGGCCUCCUUCAAUGGCUCCUCCACAUCUUCAGGAUGAUGGCCACCGGGCCAGAUGAUCCAGUUCUUCUGAUGCCAACAUAGCUCCACUGUAGAUGCUUACUUUUUAUCAUUGUUAUUGCUCUAAUUAUGUCACGUGUGUUUUGACUUAAAUGAAAUCACAUUUCAGUUGAAAUGGAGUAAUGGAGGUCAUGGACAGAUUAGUCCCUGUGUUUCUUCCUUAUGAUUACUAUUAUGAUUUUUAUUUUUAUUUUUGGUGUGAAAAAGCACAGGAGGUCCUGUUGAAGGUGGUGUAUAUGGGAACAUUAAGGGCAAAGCUGAGAAAUUCUCUUAUUUCUAGAGAAAGAAGGUGCGCUUUGUAGAGUUUAAGAAAUCUUUUGCUUUUGAUCCACCAAAUUCAAUGAAUAUGUUAUGCUUGGCCUAAAUUUGAAUGUGCAUUUCAAUGUAGACACUUGUCUUCUCAGACUUCAAAGUUUUUUGAUCGAAAUUAUUUACUUUAUAAUUGUAAAACGCGCCCAAUUUAAGAAAUUAAACUAAACGUAUACGUCUAAGUAAAUAAAAUGUAAAAGGUGUGUUCAGUUAGUUGCUAUCUGAACGAAUUUAAAAUGCAAACCAGAACCCGUUAAAAUGGGGCGGUUUAGAAGAUCAUGAAUAUAUUUUUAUUGCACACAUAGUUGCCUCUAUCCUAAUUAGCAGCAGUAUUACGGCUUGUGGACUUUUUUGCAGAGUUUUUGUAAAGAGUCUGCAACCAUUCAGGUUGCAGUAAGCCUGUUCAUUUUUUAAAAUUCUUUGCUGCCGCCGAGCCGAGGGACAGAGUGCUUCGUUCUGUCUGCUUGGCUAAAUGUUUGAAGUUCGGUCUGAACGCUGCAGAAGUCAGAUUCAUAAUAAGCAAAUGUAUAUAGGCCUGUAUGUGCAUAUUUACUUAAUUAGCUAAUGUAGAGGUGGAAUAAAUGAACAAAGCUCAUUGUCUGAAAAAGACAUAGACCUCUGUUAAACUAUAUAUGAAAGUCCAUUUCAUGCUAGAAGACAAAUGUUUUGAUGUCUCCACAGUGUUCUCAAUAUUUGUACUGGCCGUUUGUUUGUAAAACUAUUGUAUUGUUACUGUUGCACAGUAUAAAAACAUCUAAAUAAACAUUUUACAUUUUGAUUA